Rubroshorea leprosula is the source of this 1636-nucleotide messenger RNA. The record is from the annotation of a GenBank genome assembly. NCBI's taxonomy places the organism in Eukaryota, Viridiplantae, Streptophyta, Magnoliopsida, Malvales, Dipterocarpaceae.
AAAUCCGUCCCAUACCCGGUUUUUCAUUAGAAACCCUAAAAAGGGGUCUCGCCUCUCUGUGGCUCCGCCGCUUUCCUUCAUCGUUCACCUCUUCUUCACCGAUCCGCUUCUUCACCCAAACAGCCAUCCUCUACCUCAUCAAAACCCUAGACGCCGGUGAGCCCACGGAAAAAAAACUAGCUGCCUCUCGGUGGAAAACCACGAAAGACGCCAGGGGAAGCUCUCUCCCGAACCACCCGAUAAAUACCUGCCACUGGGGUUCUCUCCACUGAUUCAAGCCACUGGGAGACACACAGGAGAGUUGAGAAACUGGAGAAAAUCAACAGGGAAGAAGGAAGCAGAAAGAGGCGAGAAGGGAGAAAGGCAGCUACCGGGAUCCUUUGCAUCCGAGGAGCUCAAGAAAAGCCCAGAAAAAUCAGACUCUGACUGGCCUAGUUGUCAAGGAGAAGAGGCGGAUUUCAUCUUGGAAAUGGAAAGUCCUAGCUGCUGAGUUCCACCGUCACUUGAAUUCAUCUUUCCUUGGACAUGGCUGAGAUUCAAGUUCAGGAGAGUGAAAAUCCGUGGACAUAUUUGGUGGCCUUGGCAGAUCUGACAGCAUUGAAGCAGACGGGUACAGUGAGCGGAUUUAAGGAGCUAUUUGAUCUUCUCUAAACGAGACUCACUGAAAAGCAAGCAGUCUCUUUCUUUGUUGAUGGAUUAAAGGAAGAUAUCCGGCCAUCUGUGAGGUUGUUCAAACCCCCAUCCUUGUAUAAUGCUUAUUGCUUGCUUUCCUACUAGAAUCAUGCUUGGAAGACGUUCAAGGAAUAGCUAACACCAAAACCCAUACCUGAGCAAGAAGAAAUUCUGUGAGCUGUAGAUGAAAUAGUGCAGUGCAGGUGGUGGAAGCAUCACAGGAGAAAACCACUGCCGGAGAGCAAGAUAAAUUGGUGGCUAUGGAACUUGACUAGAAUCCACCACUGGUGACUCCUAUCGCUGAAGAUGAUUUCUUUAUAUCCUGUGUGGUUGCUGAAGAUGAGUCCGUCAAACCUGCAACUUUUGAUGAACACAACUUUCCUAAACACAAGCUGUUCAGUAAAAUGCCACAAAGAGCUGCAAGGUACAAGCAAUUGGAUGAGCUUCUCAAAUUUCCAUUGGGUGAGUUCUCAAAGCACUUCAGUACUCUAGUCUUUGUUGUUGCUGAAUUGGUUACAAUGAGUCAGAAGAGAAAGGUGGAUGAAUAGUGGGAGCCCUUGGCUUUGCUAUUCCCAAAUCCAGGUAUAUCUGACAAACAAACCCCUUAUUUAAGCGGUUUUCAGGGAGAUAGUGGAAUAAUUUUGCCACAACCUUUGUUUGAUGCCUGUAGAUAUGCAUUGGCAAAACAAUUAAAGGAUUUAACCAAUUCCUUGCAUGAGGGAAUAUUCAUUGAAACUGCUACUGCUCUUGGGUUAGUAGGUGUAUUUAAUGGUUUUAAUCUUGAUCAAUUGCCUAGAGGUAUUGCUGUUGGCUGUGUUAGUUGUCCUAAUACUUGUUCUUCUAAUUUGAAGAAUGUACAAGGAGUGGCUUUGUACAAUCCUGUGCUUGCAGGACAAUCCUCAUUAUAUUGUUGAUGGUUAUUUGUUCAUUGCUAUCAAAUUUUUCCCAAGAAUUUGUUUUGGUG